AUGGGGCGCCGCAUCCGUGUCGUCGUCCGUCUCCGUCCAGGCGAGGGCGGGCCCUCAUGCGUCGAUGUUGACGCUGAGAAUAAGAAUAACUUGGUGGUGGCGGAUCUAUCUGGAACGCAUGCAGGCAGCGCCCCGCGAGGCUUCCACGUUGAUCAAGUUGUUUCAGAGGCUUGCGGCAACGAUGAGCUGUUUCGUGACCUCGUACUUGGACGCAUUGCUUCCUCGGCUGAUGAGCCAGAUACCUCAUGUUUUUUGGCUUAUGGUCAUACCAACAGCGGUAAGACCCACUCCAUUGCUGGGACAGGCAAGGAGCCGGGGCUGUUGACACUCUCCGCCAAGGCUGUGCUUGACGCCCACGGCGUGGCGGAGGUUGCAAUGCUGGAGGUGUACGGAGAAAGCGUGCAUGACCUUCUGGCCGAGGGUGAACGACGCCUGAUUCGGCGUCGUUCGGGCCCUGAUGGAACGGUAAUCGUGGUGGAAAAUUUGACGUCUUGCUGCCUCUCCUCGAUGGAGGAGUGGAAUGCAGUCUCCGAAUUUGGGAUGCAGACACGGCGUACCGCGCCGACAGAGCGAAAUGCACGUAGUAGUCGUAGCCACGCAAUAUUUACUAUUAAGAGCCGGGGAAUGCGUCUUUGCUUAGUAGACUUGGCGGGAAGCGAGAGACAGACGACGUACUCUCCACAGUUGAAUAAGGAAAGUAUUGCCAUCAACAAGUCUCUUUCGCGUCUUAGUACGGUGUUAGAGGCUCUCAGCACAGCACGACUGAAUUCAGACGGUACCUCCUCAUACGUAAACUUUCGUGACACGACAUUGACCGUGCUACUUCAACGAUAUCUUUCUGGAGCUUCUAUGACGGUGUUUCUUGCGUGCAUUCAUCCUAAUACUGCUUUUUACCACGAAACGAUGAGCACUAUGCGGUAUACGCAGCGUCUAAAGCGCAUUCAUACCAAAACCGCCCCACGGAAGCCGAGUGAAGAUAUGAGUUUGUUUCAUCCCGGAGAAAGGCAAAAUUUGCUGGCGGAGCUAAUGCUGCUGAGAAGAAUUGUGGUAAGACAACAAGGUCAACAACAAGAAACUUCCCAGUACGAUAACGAAUUUCGAAACGGUGGCGAAGAAAUGGCGGUUGAUCGGUUACUGCUGGACCCCCGCCCGGUUUCUUUGCUUCGAGAACAGGACCCAGAUCCGCGGGAAAACGUUUCCAUGUCACCUGCGCCGAGUGCUGCACAUCGGCAGCGUCUACUGCGUUCCAAAGAUACCAUGCGUGUGGCUGGUUGGCUGCUUAGUCGCAUUCUCGGUGAACUUCCAGAGCUUUCUGUGGGGUUUGAUGACUACUUUGACAGCUACUUGCCUCCUCAAGUGCAAGUAGUGGGUUAUGUUUCCCUGAUGGCCUGCCUCGCGCCCCGCGACCUCGGCGAAGCAAUGACCAGUUUGGCAUUGCUAGACGUGGGGGAUAUUGCCAUGGGUUUAUCCAUGCUCGAUGCUGGGAUUCCGGCGUGCGUCGGUCUCCACCGAUUGAGUUGCAGGGGAACCAACACAUGGGAGGCGCACGAGUACGAUGGAGUCAAUAGAGUCUUUGUUUUGGCUUUUUUUGAAGUCAAUGAACAUUUGGUGGAGGUAAUGGGUGACACUCAUGACGCUUUUGAGUGCUGUGGUGGAGUGUUAACACUCGAGCCAUUAGUGCCUUUGGCGAUAGUCUUCUGUACGCCACUGGAUGCCUCGGAUGAACUCAAGGAGAAUAUUUUGCAACACCUUGUCACACUUCAGGGCGAGCAGGAUGGUGCUUUUGAGAGCUCUGUGGGGGGUUCAUCUCCGAUGUCGCAGUUCACGCAAAGGGAGAAUAGCCUCCACGCGUUGGUGGAGCAUCCAAAAUUGGUUUCGCUGGAGGCGCUAGGGCAGUGGCGUGAUGCCUGCGUUAAAAGGGUUACUUCUUCUAGCGAUACGGAACUCUCUCCAGCGGCACCGCUCGCGGAGGAGAUUGAGCGACAAGCGAUGAAUAAGUCGCAGUUUUGCUCCCCAUUCCAAGAGCCACCAUCCGUGGACUCUGGAGAAGUAUUACUUCCCAAGAAACCGAUAGAAUCCCCUAUUGACCGUGAAACGCAUGGUAUUCUGGCUUCGCCGUCCUUUUUUUUGCCCGAAUCAUCGACAGAUUCCUCUGUAAUUUCGGGGUCGCGUUUAUCUUUGCCCUCUCCAGAGGUGGCAGGUAAAGAACAAGCUCCAGAAAGUCCCAGCGUUGACCUGCCAUUGGAUGGUUCUGACCUGUCUGAAAGUGACACCGAAACGGAGACACUGACGUCAGAGAGUAUUGAUGGAGAGGAACAUGGUGUGAAUAAAGUUGACGUUUCGGUAUCCCCUGCUGAUGUGCGCGUGGAAGUCAAUAGUGGGACGGCUGUCCCACGCCCGCAGCAAAGCACUCUGCGCCCGAUUGAGGAGCCUCCUAGGAAUGCGUUUAUUCCACAGGGGCAGUGCAACGGCGAGGACAAUACCGGCGUCGCAAAGAAUCCCACCACCCCGUUCGUGCGACCUUUGGCAAAGGAGGUGGUAAGUGACGCAGCUGACAAGAAGAAGCGAAGACAUUUUCAUAGAAACCGGGGACCUGUGCUGCAGGGGUGCCACGGUUGCGCGGUUUUAUAG
This is a messenger RNA of Trypanosoma conorhini, 2631 nucleotides long. RefSeq names its product putative Unc104-like kinesin. The record is from RefSeq and is a predicted model, not a curated record. Gene Ontology annotation, biological process: microtubule-based movement. Gene Ontology annotation, cellular component: microtubule; kinesin complex. Bases 1 to 2631 code for a protein of 876 amino acids. Gene Ontology annotation, molecular function: ATP binding; microtubule motor activity; ATP hydrolysis activity. NCBI's taxonomy places the organism in Eukaryota, Euglenozoa, Kinetoplastea, Trypanosomatida, Trypanosomatidae. The transcript has a single exon.